Messenger RNA from Heterobasidion irregulare TC 32-1, 1771 nucleotides. RefSeq names its product aspartic peptidase. The coding region runs from base 11 to 1471 and encodes 486 amino acids. The record is from RefSeq and is a predicted model, not a curated record. Gene Ontology annotation, molecular function: aspartic-type endopeptidase activity. Gene Ontology annotation, biological process: proteolysis. NCBI's taxonomy places the organism in Eukaryota, Fungi, Basidiomycota, Agaricomycetes, Russulales, Bondarzewiaceae. The transcript has 9 exons.
CACGACCAUCAUGCUGCCACACAUACUCCUCGCUCUCUUGUUUCUCGCUAGCUCUUCGUCGGCUGCGCCUUCGACGAGUGGUGCCAUCCACAUCCCUAUUACUAGACGCUCACAUAAUCCUGCGAAACGAUCUGCCGAAGACAACAUCGACCGUUUAUCCCGCGCAGCAGACUUCAUUCGUAAUAGAUAUGGCUACUCGAGUCCGAGUACGACUGUUCAACGCCGACAAAGUAGUGCGGCGAUCCCAAUCACCAACCAGGGUUCUGACACCAGCUACUUCGGCGUAGUCAACAUUGGUACACCAUCACAAAGCUUCGAUGUCGUCCUCGACACUGGCUCGUCAGACCUUUGGGUAGCAGCAAACAAUUGUCAAUCAUGCCCUUCAGGCACGCCUGAAUUCGACCCGUCGAAGUCAACCUCGUUGCAGUCGUCAACCACGAACUUAGAGCUUCAUUACGGCUCCGGUGCAGUGGCAGGAACUUUGGCAGCAGAUACUGUCUCAAUGGGUCCGUACACAAUCCAACAACAGACUUUUGUGGUUGUGGAUCAGAUUACUAGUGGUCUUAUCGAUGGCUCCCUGGCUGGCAUUAUGGGCCUCGCGUUCGAGUCGAUCUCCAACACCCAGGCCACUCCAUUUUGGCAAGCUCUGCUUAACAACAAUCAAUUCCAGAGCCCAGAGAUGUCGUUCUGGAUCACCCGAUUCCUCAACGACGCCAGUGCGACUGACGAGGAGCCUGGAGGCGUUCUCACUCUUGGUGGCACCAACUCAACUCUCUUCACAGGCGAUAUCGAUUUCCAGAACUUCCCCAGUGGAACUCAAGCUUCAUUCUGGUUGCAAACUGUUACAGCUGUCACUGUGAACGGCAAAUCUGUGACCAUCCCUACUGGUAACUCGGCUCUUGCUGCCAUCGACACGGGGACAACCCUCAUCGGUGGACCCAGCGCGGCUGUCGCAAGUAUCUGGGCCGCGGUCCCUGGUUCUAGGGCGCUCACCGGUCAAAUGGCAGGGUUCUUCGGAUUCCCUUGCACUACUAAUGUAGAAAUUUCUAUGUCUUUCGGAGGAAAGUCGUGGCCAAUCAGCAUCAACGAUAUGAACCUUGGCACGGUUGGUAGCGGCCUGUGCGCUGGUGGCAUCUUCGACAUCUCACAAGGAACCGACAUCACCACUGGGAGCGGAACCCCCAACUGGAUCGUUGGUGACACCUUCCUGAAAAACGUCUACUCCGUUUUCCGCGCGAACCCACCCUCAGUUGGAUUCGCAGAGCUCUCAAAUGCCGCCGGAGGCUCAUCAGGCACUCCCGGUUCUGCCACUGGCUCAGCUACAAUCACUGGUACAUCAAACCCCUUGCCUUCGGUCAGCAGUUCUGCGGCAUCAGCUGCACAUGCUGGCUCCGGAACCGCUAUCAUGGCCAUCGGUCUCUCGCUACUCGUCAGUCUCUUCACAGGCCGUUUCCUCCUAGGCUCUUCAUAGGGGCAGCAGUGACUCGGUGGCAAAGGGUUAGAUUACGGGAUUUACCUUUUCUCGAUGUUGCAUGAACGGAUUGCUUAUCCCACAAAUGCAGCAUCUGUUUCAAUUGUUAAUUGACAUACAUGCAGCGUUUGUUGUAUUAUUUCUGCGUGGAUUUACUUGCUGACGAUCACUUUACACAUGUACCGAAGGACUGACGGACGUACUAUGGUCUGCAUAUGUUCUUGAACAUUGUCAGCAUACCUGCAGAUUCCCUUGUCUUCGUAUUGUAAUUAUUGCAUCACACUCUUUGUCUUGUGCUUG